UUUGUUUAUAAACUUUGCGAAAAACCUAAAUAUUGGAAUCUGUCAAAAUUUAGAUAUUUUCCACUUUACAAGCCACUUUAUUUUAUUUAUUGAACCUGAAAUAAUACUUAAUACUUUAAUUCUAGAAACACAAUAUGGAGAAGGAAUAUAGGGAGAUGUGUAUUGAAAAGGCCAUUGAAGAAAUAAACGCUGGAUCUAAAGUAAAUCCUACUGCUUUCAAAUAUUCAAUUCCCGAAAGAACGUUAAGACGAAGACUACAAAUUUGGCGUGAACGUCAAAAACUGGACAAUCACUUAAUAAUUGAGGACGUUUAUUUUGAUGGUGGUUGGAUGGAAAAACCUACAAAAACUCAUGAAAAAAAUUCUCUAGAAGCAGCAAAUUUGAAUGUUAUGGUUCUCCUUGAUGAUAUCUUUUCUGACUUCAAAGAUUAUAGCAGGAAAUGUUGCUUGUGUUUCAGGGAAGUUUCAAACCAUCAAUUUAGAAUUACAUUCAAUGAAAAGCUACAGAACAUGGUUGAUUCUGUUUUGCAACUUCAAUUACUGUCAGAUGAAACAGACUCAAGUUUUUUGUGUAUGAAAUGCAACAAAGACUUAAAUUAUUUCCAUAAAUUCAAGUCUGGAAUUAAAGAAAAACAGAAACAUUUUGAAAAAUUCAAAAGUAUGAGAAAAGACGAAGUUGGUGUUAGUCAAGGUGUUAGUCAUGCAACUUCAUUCGAUGAACCUCUCAUCAAAAUUGAAGAAAUAAAAUCUGAACCGGAAUUUGCCUCAUCAAUAACUGUUUACGAACCUUUAAUGGAUUUCAAUUCUCUUUCUUCAGUAAGUAUUUCGGAAUGCAAAGAUGUUUCUAGUUUCGAUAAAGAGCCAAUGAAAUCAGACUUUGAACCAAUGAAAGCUCUUGAACAAGAACAAUUUGAAAUCCAAACAGAAGACACUGAAGAUAAUUCCAUAUACUCAGAUGAAAGUUAUCAAGUUUUGCAGUCAAAUACGGUUGAAAACCGGCAAAAGUCGGCUUCUCAAUCAUUAACUUGUGAGGCAUGUGGAAAGAUAUUCAAGGAAGGCAGGAAAAUGCGUGUUCAUUAUAAAAGAGUUCAUUUGAAGUAUCGACCUUAUCACUGUGAUAUUUGCGGUCAAAGUUUUUUUGAAAGGAAAUCUAUUAACAAUCAUAUGGGUGUGCAUAUAUCGAAAGAAUACCGAACAAAAGAUCAUCAAUGUGAAUUCUGUAGCAAGGGUUUCUAUGAUAGAAGAUCGGUAAUGAGUCAUAUAAUGAAAUGUCACGGCGAAACAGGAGAAUUUCCUUGUUCAAUAUGCUCAAAAAUAUUCCCAACUCAUUAUAAAAAGCGAUAUCAUGAAAGAACAAUUCAUGCAAACAAAAGUCAUAGAAAACAUAAAGAAUUUGUAUGCGAAAGUUGUGGAAAGGUUUUUCGAAACCGAGGCGCUUUCAUAGCUCAUAUGAAUCGCCAUCAUAACAUUUGGCUUGGAUCUGAACCCGCUCAUGAGAAAUUUACUUGCGAUGCAUGUGGAAAACAAUUCUACACUAAAUCAGAUCUUUAUAGUCAUCAAAGAGUUCACAAAGAGAAAAAUAUCCAAUGCGACUUUCCUGGAUGUCUUAAGAAAUUCAAAUCAACAAAAGAUGUGCGAUUUCAUAAGAAAUUCCACAAUCCUGAUCGAAAAAUCCCAUGCACAUAUCCGGACUGUAACAAAAGUUAUUUCUCACGGCAACAUCUCAGUUUACAUAUUUUCAUCCAUCAUCAGAAUAUUCGCGAGCCAUGUCCCGUUGGAAACGGUUGCAAAUUCUCAGUUGGAAGAAGAGAUUACAUGAAGAAUCAUUUGAAGAAACACAAGGAACUUUCUUCUGAAGAACUUGAUAAUUACAUAAAAAUGCUUCCAACUAUGAAUCUACAUGGCUAAAUUAUCUAUUCGAUUAAUAACAAAAGAAUUUAAUUGCACUAUUGAUGUUUAUUACUGUCUUAUGCAUUCAGAAGAAAAGAAAUUUUAAACUAAUUUUAUUUAAAAUGUUAAGAGGUCAAUAAAAAAUAUUAAAAUUAUUGAUUUGGAAAUAAUUUUU
This is a messenger RNA of Clunio marinus, 2064 nucleotides long. Lineage: Eukaryota; Metazoa; Arthropoda; Insecta; Diptera; Chironomidae. The record is from the annotation of a GenBank genome assembly.